Molecule: messenger RNA, 6014 nt
Organism: Aspergillus homomorphus CBS 101889
Lineage: Eukaryota; Fungi; Ascomycota; Eurotiomycetes; Eurotiales; Aspergillaceae
Product: putative Ras GTPase activating protein
Exons: 5
Coding region: 408-5696 (1762 amino acids)
Biological process (GO): regulation of GTPase activity; regulation of actin cytoskeleton organization
Cellular component (GO): cytoplasm
Molecular function (GO): GTPase activator activity; protein binding
Source: RefSeq, a predicted model, not a curated record
CCUCUUUUCUUCAUUUUGUUUCCUGUAGUAAGUGAGCCCGUCUGGCCUCCCUACCGUGCGUUUUGUCUUAUUCGCAACCCGCAGCCCUUGCUUGUGAUUCAGUUCUAGUUGCCACUGCAGACCACCGCCCUUCCCUGAAUUGGUGGUUUCCAGCCCAAUCAAACCGCCGUUUCUGCAUCAACCAAUUCUUCCCGCCCAAUUUCCCUGGUUACCAUAGGACCAUGCCGCUUUGCCCUGAAGCCCUUGAAUGAACAUUCUGCCUUGGUAAAUUUGACACAAAUAUUCUCCAUACAACUUCUUCGCCGGUUUACUGCUUCGCUUCGAGGAGCAGGUAUGCGGCCAAUUGAGAUUGAUUACCUUCUAUUCCCAUUGGUUCUAGCGAUCUCGUCCACGGAACGGCACCCGUUAUGUCAAGCCAUCUAGCCGGUCUCCGACGUACGCAGACGGAUCUCACAGACGAAACCUCGAGUCCACUCCGCCAUGGAUCCACGGCAUCUACGAGCUCGUCCAUCUACACCGUCUCUACAAACCCAUUCGCCCCAAGUCGCACCAGUACCGUCUCCUCGAGCGCAUCCAUUGGGUCCAUGCCCAGUAUUGGUCAUAAACGGGGGAAGAGCGAACUGAAUAAGGUGCCGACCGACAAAAUGGCUGGAGGGCGCUCGGAACCGGGAAGUUGGUCCAACGCGGGCGCAACAUACGAGAAUAUCCGCCGCUCAUUGCGACCGCUCUCCCAAGCACCCAAUGCAUCUCCUCCCUCGAAUAAACAAUCUAUUUACCGCCAUGGCCGCAGUCAGACUGUCGACCAUCCCCAGUACUGGAAGGAAAAUCGCCCACAAACACCCACCUCUCGUCACACAUUCCAUCAUGACACCGAAGAACUGAAACAUACGGACUCUCCAGCCACGGUAACACCUACCAAAAGCGAAGCGACUCUCGAUAUGCAACCACACACUGUCUCACCACAUGCACGGCCUCAGAUGAAAGUGCAACAUUCGCAUAGCUUGUCCAAUCCUUCACCAAUCACCCACACCCUAUCGGCACCUGAACUUGAGACGUUUCAGAAAUCCUCCACAGGCCAUCUUCGAACACUUUCCAAAUUUGCGAAAUCGGGAGAAACGGAUGGAUUUGGCCUUGACACAUACAGCCCCUCUGUGGUCGGAUUACAAGGACGACGUCGCUUGAAAAGAGCAGAUUCGGUAGCCAAAAACGAUGGCUCCAGUGGUGUGCGCAAGAAGCCCGCAUCGGCGUGGGCAGCAGGAAACUGGAUGGAAAAGCAGCGACAGUUUCUGCAAGCCUACGAGUACUUGUGCCAUAUCGGAGAAGCCAAGGAGUGGAUCGAGGAAAUUAUACAGAAACAAAUCCCUCCCAUCGUACAAUUAGAGGAAGCUCUUCGCGAUGGUGUAACGCUUGCAGAAGUGGUACAAGCGAUGAACCCAAAGCGCACGUUUCGGAUUUUCAGACAUCCCAAGCUUCAAUAUCGACAUUCCGAUAACAUCGCCCUCUUUUUCCGGUUUUUGGACGACGUGGAACUGCCCGAGCUCUUCAGAUUCGAGCUCAUUGAUCUGUACGAGAAGAAGAACAUACCUAAAGUUAUUCAUUGCGUUCAUGCUCUGUCAUGGCUACUGUUCAAGAAAGGUCUUGUCGAGUUUCGCAUGGGAAAUCUCGUAGGCCAGCUUGAGUUCGAACACCAUGAGCUGGAGCAGACACAGAAGGGGCUCGAUAAGGCUGGUGUCAGUAUGCCUAGCUUUUCGGGGAUGGCUGCGAAUUUCGGAGCAGAACCUGAGCCAGAACCUGAGCCUGAGCCGGAAUCUGAAGAGGAAAGAAUACAGCGCGAACUGCAGGAGAGUGAAGCGUCAAUCGCUGAUUUCCAAGCCCAGAUUAGAGGAGCAAUGACGCGCCUGCAGCUGGGCAAUUUGAUGCAUGAUCUCUGGGAUUUCGAGCCUUUCUUAGUGGAGUUGCAAUCCCGGAUUCGUGGUGACUGGGCCCGUCAGAUCAUUCAGUAUCGCUUGGACAUGAAGGCGUUUGCCACUAAUCUUCAAGCGCUUUGCCGGGCAUUCAUCGUGCGGAGCCGCCAAAAAGAUGCAGCGCUGAGAGGUGCCUUGCAACGCAAGACUGUAUCUGAGCUGUGUGAAAAUACAAGACGCGCAGACAACGAAGUUUGUCUACUACAAGCUGCUAUCCGAGGAGCUUUGCAACGGAACCAUGUCUCGCAGCAAUACGAAACAGCACACUCUGCCGAGGAUAGUAUCGCGACACUCCAAGCAUAUAUCAGAGGCGCUCUGCAACGCAGCCUAGUCUCACAGCAACUCGAAGCCGUACGCUCCGCUGAAGAGGGUAUCACAGCACUCCAAGCACAUAUUAGGGGUGCUCUACAACGCAACAAAUUCUCUGAGCAGUACGAAGCGACGCGGUCGGCGGAGGCUGAAGUCAUAACACUCCAGGCUAUUAUCAGAGCCGGCCUCUUACGGCAGCAGAUGAAUACGCAGCACGCCGAGAUCAAUGGUACCGAACCCACCACGAUAUCUUUACAAGGAGCAAUCCGCGGUAUGAUGGCAAGGAAGUCUAUCGCUCACAUAAAGGAUGCACUUGCCUUCGAAACACCAGCCAUCACCUUCAUUCAAUCCAUUGCUCGAGGCCAUGCAUUGAGAGAGUAUCAGCAGGAGCAGGCAGCGGCACUCGCAGAGACGACUGAAGCGUGCAUAUCACUUCAGGCAAUGGCUCGUGGUGGUGCAUUGAGAGCAACCCUCGAGCAGCUCCGGCAGGACCUGAAUGAACAUGACCAGGCGGCAAACGACCUCCAGAGCAUAGUGAGAGGGAAUGUGGUUCGGUCUGGAAUUAGGUCACAAAAAGCAGCUUUGGCAGAUGCAGAGGCGUCCAUUCUAGAAUUGCAAUCUAUGGGCCGAGGGGCAAUCCUCAGAAGACGGUUGGCGGCUGAUGCCGAGGCCUUGCAACACGAAGCACUGGUGAUAACCAAUCUUCAGGCCCUCGCUCGUGCUGCGGUUCUUAGGAUCAAGGUCGGCGCCGAUCUAGACGAGCUUGAAGACUGCGAGGAUGAAGUCAGUCAGCUGCAGGCACAGAUCAGAGCGAUGCUGAUCCGCGUUGAAGUUGGCCAAAUGCUGGCAGAUCUUGCUGCUGAGGAAGACAUAGUCAUGGAACUGCAAUCACACAUACGUGGAUACCUUGUCCGCUCGAAGUUCGAAGAGAAACGCCAGUACUACCGACAGAACAUGGAAAAGGUGAUCAAGGCGCAAAGUUAUGUGCGAGGAAGAAUACAGGGUCAAGCAUACAAGAGUCUUACAACUGGAAAAAAUCCCCCAGUGGGAACCGUUAAGGGCUUUGUACAUCUAUUGAACGACAGUGAAUUUGACUUCGACGAGGAGAUCGAGUUUGAACGGACCAGAAAGUUGGUGGUUCAGCAAGUCCGACAAAAUGAGCUCGCGGAACAGUACAUCAGUCAGCUCGACAUCAAAAUUGCUCUUCUGGUGAAGAACAAGAUCACCCUCGAUGAAGUCGUCAAGCACCAAAAGCACUUCGGUGGUCACGUCGGCAGCCUACUGCCAAAUAGAGAAAUUUCCUCCAAAGAUCCUUUCGACCUCAAGGCCCUGAACAAGACGUCAAGGAGAAAGUUGGAACAAUAUCAAGUAUUCUUCUUCCUUCUCCAGACCCAAUCGCAGUAUUUGGCCAAGCUCUUUCGGCGUCUGCGCGAGCUCAACACGCCCGAGAAGGAAUAUGAGCGGAUUAGACACUUGAUGAUGGGGCUUUUCGGCUACUCGCAGAAGAGGAGAGAGGAAUACUACUUGAUCAAGCUGCUCGCUCGCUCCGCUCGGGAAGAGAUUGAAAGCUUCGACUCUUUGCAUGAAUAUUUGCGCUGCAAUGCGUUCUGGAACAAGCUCUUUGCAUCGUACAUCAAAUCGCCCCGAGACCGCAAGUUCAUGCGGGAUACCUUGGGCCCUGUUGUGCGAGAGAACAUCAUCGAGAAUCCGGAGUUGGACUUGGAAAGUGAUCCUAUCCAGAUUUAUCGCUCGGCCAUUAACAAUGAGGAGCUUCGCACCGGACAGCGAAGCAGGCGCCGGCCCGAUAUCCCACGAGAAGAGGCAAUCAGAGACCCAGAGACUAGGGCUACCUUUAUCCAGAACCUUCAGGACCUUCGCGAUAUCGCCGAUCAAUUCUUCUCUGCCUUUGAGGAGCUACUGUACAGAAUGCCUUUCGGUAUCCGAUACAUUGCCAAAGAGAUGUAUGAGAGUUUGCUCUCAAAGUUCCCCAGAGAAGAUCCUGGAUUUAUACUCCAGACCGUUGGCCACUGGGUGUGGAAGAACUAUUUCCAGCCUGCUGUCUUCGAACCCGAAAAGUACGGUGUGGUAGAUCGAGGGUUGACUCAGGAGCAGAAGCGAAACCUUUCGGAAAUCGCCAAGGUGAUUGCGCAAGCAGCCUCUGGACGACUUUUCGGUGCGGAGAAUGUUUACCUCCAGCCCUUGAACAAUUAUAUAGGUGACUCGAUUCAACGGCUUGGCCAGAUUUGGGGUGACCUGAUUACUGUUCAAGAUGCGGAAGAUUACUUCGAUAUCGACGAGUUCAAUGACCUCUACGCCAAGACAAAGCCCACCUUGUACAUCAAGAUGUCCGAUAUCUUUUCCAUCCAUCAACUUGUCGCCAGCGAGAUACAAUAUAUGUGUCAAAGCCAAGAUGAUAUCCUGAAAGAAGUUAUCCGUGAUCUUGGAAACGUCAAAUCUAACGAGAACGAAUUGAUGAGCGUCAACUCCUCUGAGAUUAGUCUGACACUAAACCCUAAGCUUGCACAGGUCGAAGACCCAGAAGCCGAUGUUAAAGCUUUGUUCAUGGAAACGAAACGAUGCAUCCUGUAUAUCAUCAGAGUCCAGACAGGUGCCAACCUGUUGGAGAUCAUGGUCAAGCCACCAACCGAAGAAGAUGAGGCUAAGUGGAUGAUGCUGGUGCGCGACGAACUGAGUGCAAACAAUACUCGGCGAAGCGCAUAUGCGGAAGCCAACACGAUGGUGGAUAUCGCUUCCAUGAGCUAUUCCGAACUCAAGCGGACGGCACUUGAGAAUAUCUUGCAACUCGAACAGACCGGCAAGAUCCGCCGCGACAAUUACUAUCAGGAUCUAUUGAAUGCCAUCGCCAUAGAUAUCCGAACAAAGCACCGCCGGAGAAUCCAACGGGAGCGGGAAUUGGAUAGCGCACGAAUGACGCUCGCGCGUCUCAAUGAUCAAGCUGUCUGGCUGGAUCAGCAGCUGAAGACAUACAACGACUAUAUCGAGCAGGCCAUGAUUACUCUGCAGAAUAAGAAGGGAAAGAAGAGGUUCCUCAUGCCCUUCACCAAGCAGUGGGAUCACCAACGUGAGCUUCAAAAAUCGGGCAAGGUCUUCAAGUUCGGCUCGUACAAAUAUUCGGCCCGCAACUUGGCUGACAAGGGUGUCCUUGUGCACUGGAAAGGAUACACCGAGCGCCAAUGGGACCGCGUUGACUUGACAAUCUCGAGUAACGAAGUUGGCGUCUUCACCCUGGACGGAAGCAGUGGCCCGAUGAUGGUUCCAGGCGCCAACGCCCAGGUACCGUUGGAUGACCUGCUUCAGGCUCAGUUCAACAACAUGCAAUUCCUUGACUUCUUCGACGGACAGCUCCGGGUGAACGUCAAUCUUUUCUUGCACCUCAUCAUGAGGAAGUUCUACAACGAAUAAUCGACGACCCCUCAACAAGAUGGUUGUUUCUUUUCUUUUCUUUUCUCUCUAUAUCCUCUCUUCCCUCUUAUGCCGUUGUGAUAUCCCACUUCUUUCCUGUUAUGACAUGUUGAACAUGAAGACCGUUCGUCGAGUACGAUGCACAGAGACGAACUUCCUUAUUUUCGAUGAUUACCCCUCUUGCUAGUUGUUAUACUUUCCUUUGAUGAUAUUGAGUACAUGUCUAUUCUAUGAUGAUUUGAUGAUUCUAUGUAUGUAGCCCUUAUGCUCAGCUGUACUUAUUGCAUGCUAGACAGCCAUGAAAAGGAGCCGCGUGGC